AUGGCGCGGGGCCGGGCGGCUUACGAGUACACGGAGGCGGAGGACAAGAGCAUGCGGCUGGGCUUCCUGCUCAUCGCCGCCGGGCUGCUCUCGCUGCUGGGGUUGGGCUGCUGCUGGCUGCGCCCGGCGCUGCAGGAGCGGGGCGGCGGCGGCGCCGCCAACUGCACGGUGCUGGCGGUGCGGCAGCUGGGCGAGCGCUUCGCCUGCACCUUCUCGUGCGGGGCCGCCUGCCGGGGCACCGCCCGCUACCCCUGCCUGCAGGUGCUGGUGCGCACCUCCCGCUCCUCCGCGCCCGCGCUGCUGCACGAGGACGAGCGGCAGCUCCGCACCAACCCCAAGUGUUCCUACAUCCCUCCCUGUGCCAGAGAUGAUCAGGAGAACUCUGAGAAUGUCACGUACAAGCAGAAAUACUGGAAAGAGAAAGUGGGUUCACAGCCAUUUACAUGCUAUUUUAACCAGCACUUGAGGCCAGACGACGUCAUGCUGAAGCGCACCCAUGAUGAGACCGUCCUCUUGCACUGCUUCCUCUGGCCGCUGGUCACCUUCCUGGUGGGCGUCCUCAUCGUGGCGCUGACCGCCUGUGCCCGCAGCCUGGCUGCCAGGGCAGAGGCCAUCCAGAGGAAGAAGCACUUGUAGCGGGGCUGCGGGGAUGGAGGCCGCCAGGGAACCUCGUUCACGUGGGAAGGCUCAGAGCACUGUGAAGCUUGGCACCGUGCGUCCCGGCUGGUGGCAGAGCUGCUCCUGCCAGAGAGUUAAUCUUGGGAGCCUACUCUGCCCAGUACCAGCUAGCUGCUUCCUCUGCUGUGGCAGUAAAUAAUUACCUGCUACCAAAUCUCCACACUGCACCAACACACUGUGCUCUGUCUGCCCUCACCGGCAGCUGCCCGGCUCAUAGCGGUGUUGAGAGACAAUUUCUGAAAACACUGACACGGCUCAUUUAUUCUCUGCAAAGUGAUCUUUGCUAUUGUUUAAUAUCGAAUAUUUAAAAUAAUUUCCUUUAUG
Messenger RNA from Centrocercus urophasianus (Greater sage-grouse), 1002 nucleotides. RefSeq names its product potassium calcium-activated channel subfamily M regulatory beta subunit 4 (gene KCNMB4). NCBI's taxonomy places the organism in Eukaryota, Metazoa, Chordata, Aves, Galliformes, Phasianidae. The record is from RefSeq and is a predicted model, not a curated record. The transcript is spliced from 3 exons. Gene Ontology annotation, biological process: detection of calcium ion; potassium ion transport. Gene Ontology annotation, cellular component: voltage-gated potassium channel complex; membrane. Bases 1 to 636 code for a protein of 211 amino acids. Gene Ontology annotation, molecular function: potassium channel regulator activity; calcium-activated potassium channel activity.